GUUAAAAGAUAGCAGUAAGGCUCUUUAUAGGUAUUUCCCUUUCACGAACGUGACCAGCAUAUCUUAGUCCGUGGUUUGAUUUCCAACUCCCUUAAACCACUUUUUCCUCAAGCAAUACCAACUUUUUUUUCUAGUUCUCAAUCCAAAUUGGUCCAUAAUCAGCCUUGUAGCUUUAGAUCCACAAUGGCGUCUUCCUUUCCCAGCAUAUCGCAAGCCUUAGCCUACUUCGAGAGCUCCGAUCCGGCCAAGUUGGCUGCGGAGGAAAAGGCCCGUCAAGAUGCACUCGCAGAGCGUCUGCGCAUUUCAGCUUUCAGUGGCCCGCCGAACGUCUCGCCCUCGCCCCACGAAGCUGAAGUUUCACAGGCCUCACGUCCUAAAAUCCCGCCCAGACCUGUAAGAAGGCGAGAGGCGAGAGAAACCCCAUCCAUUCCAGACACGAUCCUCCCUCUCACUCCUCAAGACUCCACAAUCACAGUCUCAAGUCGACAUCGCGACCUUCCCACUUCAGAAGCCGAAGUCACAGCCCUCCGAAACGAGAUCUCGGGUAUUCAGGUUGAGGUUGAAGGCUUGAAAGAGCAGCUUGGGAUCAGGAAUGAGGAGUUUGAGGUUUUGAAUAAAAGGCUAAGGGAUACGGAGCGCAGGUAUGAGGAGGCGAUUGUAGAUAUGCGGAGGAGUAGGGAACAGAAGCAGGAGUUAGAGGAUAUAGUGGGAAGAUUGAGGAGGGAGUUGGAUGGGACUAGGAAUGCGAGGGACGUGGCUCAGGCGCAAUUGGCAACAAGGCAGAGGGAGUUGGUUAACGCGUGGGAGACGUUGAGAGUUAGUGAGGAGCGGAGAAUUGAGGAGGCUAGGCGGGUGGAAGCUAGAGCUAGGGAGGACGAGAUAAGGGCUGAUACGAGUAGAAGAGUGGGGGACGAGGCGGCGAGGAGGAUAACUGAGCAGAGGUUGAUUGAGGAGGCUAGGAGAGAUGGAAGGAAAGAGGGACGGAGAGAAAGGAGGAGGAGUAAUGUAACAUUCGUGGUGAAUGAGAGGCCCAAGAGCACCGUGGCAUGGUCUCUUUUCAUGGGACGGACAAACUAGAACUUGAGCCGCGCGAUUGCUACAGUAAUAUGUCUUUCUGAAAUUCCAAUACUUUACUGAAUUUCGAAGGCUUCGUGUGAGCUGCAGGCUAGCACCCAUGUGGGAUGACAGAGGUUGUCGAGGCCAGUCCGCACGGCCUUGCGUCAGCCACAGUCUUGAACAGCCACUAG
This is a messenger RNA of Mollisia scopiformis, 1247 nucleotides long. RefSeq lists its product as uncharacterized. NCBI's taxonomy places the organism in Eukaryota, Fungi, Ascomycota, Leotiomycetes, Helotiales, Mollisiaceae. The coding region runs from base 184 to 1077 and encodes 297 amino acids. The record is from RefSeq and is a predicted model, not a curated record. The transcript has a single exon.